AUGUCGUCGAAGGAGCCCCAGCCCAACGACGCGGAGAAGAACAUCGAGAUCUGGAAGGUCAAGAAGCUGAUCAAGCGUCUUGAAGCCGCCCGCGGAAAUGGCACAUCCAUGAUUUCGCUCAUUAUCCCGCCCAAGGACCAGGUCUCGCGCGCCGCGAAGAUGUUGGCUGAAGAGUUUGGAACUGCCUCCAACAUCAAGUCCCGCGUCAACCGUCUUUCUGUCCUGUCCGCGAUUACCUCGACCCAGCAGCGUCUGAAGCUGUACUCAAAGGUCCCGCCCAACGGCCUGGUCAUCUACUGCGGUGAAAUCCUGACCCCCGAGGGCAAGGAGCGCAAGGUCAACAUCGACUUCGAGCCCUUCAAGCCCAUCAACACGUCGCUGUACCUCUGUGACAACAAGUUCCACACCGAGGCUCUCAGCGAGCUGCUCGAGUCAGACCAGAAAUUCGGCUUCAUCAUCAUGGACGGAAACGGUGCGCUCUUCGGUACACUGUCGGGAAACACCCGUGAAAUCGUGCACAAGUUCUCUGUCGAUCUGCCCAAGAAGCACGGUCGUGGUGGUCAGUCUGCCCUGCGUUUCGCCCGUCUGCGUGAAGAGAAGCGCCACAACUACGUCCGCAAGGUCGCCGAACUGGCGGUGCAGAACUUCAUCACAGCUGACAAGGUCAACGUCGCUGGCAUCAUUCUGGCCGGUAGUGCUGAUUUCAAGAACGACCUGAACCAGUCUGAUCUCUUCGACAACCGUCUGCAGUCAAAGGUCAUCAAGGUCGUCGACGUUUCCUACGGUGGCGAGAACGGCUUCAACCAGGCUAUCGAGCUGUCCUCCGAGACACUCGGCAACGUCAAGUUCAUCCAGGAGAAGAAGCUCAUCAACGAGUACUUUGAUCACAUCUCCAAGGACUCUGGCAAAGUCUGCUACGGUGUCGAGGACACCCUCAAGGCUCUGGAGGCUGGUGCUGCCGAGACUUUGAUUGUCUUCGAAAACCUGGAGAUCACCCGCUGGGUCCUCAAGGCUUCGGACAACACAGAGGUCAUCCUCCACACCAACAAGACACAGGAGGCCGACCGAACCAACUUCAUGGACAAGACCACCGGACAGGAGAUGGAAAUCGUUGAGCAGUCAUCUAUGCUCGAGUGGCUCGCUGAGAAGUACCGCGACUUCGGUGCUACCCUCGAAUUCGUUUCCGACCGUUCGUCAGAGGGUAACCAGUUCGUGAAGGGCUUCGGUGGCAUUGGUGCCAUCCUGCGUUACGCGCUCAACUUUGAGCAGCUUGCCGACUUUGAUGACGACGAAGACGAGUUCUACGAUGAUUGA
Molecule: messenger RNA, 1314 nt
Organism: Didymella exigua CBS 183.55
Lineage: Eukaryota; Fungi; Ascomycota; Dothideomycetes; Pleosporales; Didymellaceae
Product: peptide chain release factor eRF/aRF subunit 1
Exons: 2
Coding region: 1-1314 (437 amino acids)
Biological process (GO): cytoplasmic translational termination
Cellular component (GO): translation release factor complex; cytosol
Molecular function (GO): sequence-specific mRNA binding; translation release factor activity, codon specific
Source: RefSeq, a predicted model, not a curated record